Electrophorus electricus (electric eel) is the source of this 1860-nucleotide messenger RNA. RefSeq names its product glutamate receptor, ionotropic, N-methyl D-aspartate-associated protein 1b (glutamate binding) (gene grinab). NCBI's taxonomy places the organism in Eukaryota, Metazoa, Chordata, Actinopteri, Gymnotiformes, Gymnotidae. Gene Ontology annotation, cellular component: membrane; endoplasmic reticulum; Golgi apparatus. Gene Ontology annotation, biological process: negative regulation of apoptotic signaling pathway. The record is from RefSeq and is a predicted model, not a curated record.
CAGAGACUUGUAUUGCGCUGCCCACCAAAAGAAAUGGCGUAAUUUCGCGCGGUGCCAGUGUUGUGGGUAGUGAAAGAAAUCGAUUCUCAUCAUCUGUUAGAAUUGAAAGUGUUGUUUCACUUUAUGUUAGGACAACAUUUGCCAACUCCCAGCGCACAACAGCUAAAGCGUUAGAAGUAGUUAGCUACAUUAUUCAUUUUUAGCACCUCGAAUAUAGCCCCAACCAUGGCGCAGGACAAAAGUGGAUACGUUAAGCUUGUUGAAGAUGUCCCGCAAGAAGGCCACGGCUUCGACCAGCCACCUCCCCCAGGAUUUGUCAUUCCACCUCCGAACUAUGCCGGAAUGCCCGGUGUUCCUGGACCUCCCGCGUAUUGCCAGGCUGCUCCCGGCUUUCCACACGCGCCUUUUCCACACGCGCCUUUCCCACAGCCGGGGCCAGUCCUUUACCCAACCAAUGCAGAUCCAAUAAACCAUCCUCAACAAAGUGAUGAUCCUCCGCCAGUGUAUGACAAUCAGGAGAUCACUCUCUCAGGGUUUGAUGACAAAUCGGUCAGACGAGCUUUUGUUCGUAAGGUCUUUCUUGUUCUGACUGUGCAGCUCACAGUUACAUUCUCCUUUGUGGCUCUUUUCACCUUCAACACAAACAUCAAAGCAUUUGUGAGGCAGAACAGCUGGACCUACUGGGUGUCUUACCUCAUCUUCAUCAUCCCACUUAUCAGCAUCAGCUGCUGUGGAGAGUUCCGCCGCAAACAUCCAUGGAAUAUGGUCGCCUUGUCCAUCCUGACUCUGAGCAUGUCCUACAUGACGGGGAUGAUAGCCAGUUUCUAUGAUACCUACACCGUCAUCAUGGCUGUUGGCAUUACCGUUGUGGUUUGCUUCACAGUGGUCGUCUUCUCCCUGCAGAGCAAGUAUGACUUCACUUCCUGUGUUGGGGUGCUGUUUGUCUGCAUGAUCGUAUUAUUCGUCUUCGGCAUCCUCUGCAUCUUCAUUCGCAACAAUAUAUUGCAGAUCGUCUAUGCCUCGCUGGGCGCCCUGAUCUUUACCUGCUUUUUGGCUGUGGACACCCAGCUGCUCCUGGGGAAUAAGAAGCUCUCUCUGAAUCCUGAAGAAUAUGUCUUUGGCGCACUAAACCUCUACCUGGACAUCAUCAACAUCUUUCUGUUCAUCUUACAAAUUGUUGGCCGAAGCCGUAACUAAGAGUACACUUCCAGUGUCUGGGUGGUUAUGUAUGCAAUUUUGUUCAAGCCUUAAACAAGAUUCCUAAAGAAUAAUUCUGUUCUUAAGUUCACAGUCUGUGAUUUAACUAUAUUUUAUGUAUAGAGGUGUAUAACUAUGAACAUUUUAUUGAAAUGUUCUUUAAGACUGUUGCUUUCAGGUGCAUCAAGAAAUCUCAACUCACAUUACAAAAUACUUCUCAUGAACCAGUAAUUUACAAGAAACAACAAAUACAAAAAAUGAAAAUCUGUAACUAUUCUGAAACUAUCCCUAGCUAUCCAGGCUCAGUCUAAGCUUCCUCUAUAAUGGUGUAUCAGGUCACAUUACUAAGCCACCACUUUACCAUAAAAUCACAGCGUGUGCCUUAAAGCAGAAUUUUCCUUUUUCCUAGUUUGUGACUGUUAAUGCUUUUCUGUAGAUUCUUAUUAUUCUUUCUUUGUGGCAUUUUAGUAUUCUGCUGUGAUAUUUUAAUGUAUACUUUGCUUCUUCAAUCAAUAUUUAAUUAUAGUUUUGAUUUUUGAUGGGAAAGAUGAGAGGAUUGCUGUCGUUUGUUAAUCUUUGAUUUUUUUUACUGUUUCAAGUGAUAUAUAACAACUAUCUUCUAGUCCGUCCGAUAAAAGAUGAAACAGCAUUUUUUUUUCCUGA